Messenger RNA from Sebastes umbrosus (honeycomb rockfish), 1872 nucleotides. Its product is annotated as low affinity immunoglobulin gamma Fc region receptor II-c-like. Gene Ontology annotation, biological process: cell surface receptor signaling pathway. The record is from RefSeq and is a predicted model, not a curated record. Gene Ontology annotation, molecular function: transmembrane signaling receptor activity. NCBI's taxonomy places the organism in Eukaryota, Metazoa, Chordata, Actinopteri, Perciformes, Sebastidae. The coding region runs from base 602 to 1396 and encodes 264 amino acids. The transcript is spliced from 6 exons.
CCUAAACCCAACUAAGUCAUUUCUUGUCAAAUUCCAAGUAUAUUAUGCAAAAUAAACCUGAUUCUGAUUAUAUAAGUUUAAAUACAACACAAAUCUGAUAUCAGAGAAGAUCUUGGCACAGCAUGCACAGUCAUACCAGAAGUUUAAGGUAACGUAAGAUUCACCCGCAGAAUGUCCCACGUCAUCAGGAUCAUGAAAUCAGACUAGCUUGGACGAAGCAAAUCAAAGUUGUGUCUUAUUGUUGGUUCAGACUGUUGGAGUCGGGAACAUCUACAUCGUCCUAUCUUAACCUCCACACACCCAGAGCCUCCUCACAUCAGAGUACAACGUACCAACCAGAUGACACAAUAACACAUUUAUGAGGACAUUCAAACGUCUUCAUGUCUAACAACUCUCUCCACGACAGUUCUGCAACUAAAAUACAGAACAAAGAAAAACAGGUCGUCAGAAAGUCAAAGCAGGCCGGAGCCACAGUCCUCUGACAUUUGACGUCUUACAGAAGAAGAAAGUACAUCAGCAGGAAGCUGUGGCCUCUAUGACAUACACUCAACCUUAGGUGUGAUACGAUACAGCCCCCCAGUCAGUCACUCACUCAGUCACCAUGGCGAUAACUACACUGUGCGCUCUCGUUGCUGCUCUGAGAGUCCUUCCCAACAGAUCCCAGUUCUUCCAGUACGAGUCCGUCUCUCUGAUUUGUGAGCAGCAAGGAGGAAACUCCUCCGAGUGGAGAGUGAAGAAGAACACAUCCAUAUAUAUAAAUGAAGAGUGUUUAAUAUCCUGGGAAAGAACGCAUGAAUCCCACUGCUUCAUCGAUGACCUUUACCCAUCAGACACUGGGGUGUACUGGUGUGAGUCUGCAGCAGGAGAGUGCAGCGACACCGUCAGCAUCACUGUGAACGCUGGCUCAGUGAUCCUGGAGAGUCCUGUCCUCCCUGUGAUGGAGGGAGACGAUGUGACUCUGAGCUGCAGGAACAAGACGACUUCCUCCAACCUCACAGCUGAUUUCUAUAAAGAUGGCCUCCUCAUCAGGAGCAGCUCCACAACAAACAUGACCAUCCAAAGUGUUUCCUGGUCUGAUGAAGGACUCUACAAGUGUAACAUCACUGGAGUUGGAGGAUCAACAGAGAGCUACCUGACUGUGAGAGGGCAUCCUGAGCCGCCCGAUUCCCCCCUCGCAUGCGUUCUACUUCCUGUGGUGGGCGUCUGCCUCUUGCUGGUCUCUGUGAUGCUGCUCUGCCUCUGGAGACGCCACAAAGGCGACCCUGACGUCCCGUACACCGAUGUCACCAUCACACAGGAAGUGCAGCCAAACAGGAUCAGAGACGUGGACGCUGAACCGACCUUCUACUCAACAGUCAAACCGGGAAACACCUGUCAGGAAACUACAAGACUAUAGUGUUGAACUGUGUACUUCAUCAUUUUGUUUUGUUUUAAAUGUGCUUUUAUAGGAAACACAGUGGAUUAAAGUUUAUUUUUUCUAAGCAGUGUGGCUGAAACAUUUGCACAAACCACUUCAAAUAGAAACUCUCAGUUACAUUACAAAACACAGAGUUCAGCGUCCGUUUCCCCUCGAUACCUUUUGAACCUGUCAGACCUGCCUGCACUCUCCUGAACUGUGUUAAGUGUUUUUAAGAUGACACUGAGUUUCAGUACGGAUAUUGAUAUGAUACGUUUUCAGUUCUCUACUUUGGUGAGAGACUGAAUACAAACCGAAUGUACAGAAGCCCUGAGAGGCAAGUGAGAAAAAAAAAAAACACCUGUGAUAAAUUUUCUACAUCUGAUCUUAACUGUUUUCUCAACGUGUUUAUGACUUAAGAACUGGUGAAAAAAACAACCCGGUCUCACAGGAAGGAGUCUAAAUACCACGACAUU